Molecule: messenger RNA, 19205 nt
Organism: Lineus longissimus
Lineage: Eukaryota; Metazoa; Nemertea; Pilidiophora; Heteronemertea; Lineidae
Product: TLC domain-containing protein 2-like
Exons: 5
Coding region: 70-837 (255 amino acids)
Biological process (GO): membrane assembly; phospholipid homeostasis; plasma membrane organization
Cellular component (GO): plasma membrane
Source: RefSeq, a predicted model, not a curated record
UCAUGUAUAUCUCGGCUCUGGUCUGGUGUUACCAGCAGUACAAAGUCGCUUGUUGACACGGUUGGGAAAAUGAAUGAACCAGUUCUGAUGCCGGCGUCUGAGCCACGGAUACCAAAUAUCGAUGACACUAAAAAUGGGAUCCUUAUUGUGAUAUUUUCUUUCAUCUUUUUCUUUACAAUUGAAAAAUUGUUGAACUUCUUCAUUCCGAAAGGUGCUUCUUCACACAAAACAUGGCAGUUCAAAAACAUCUUGGUAUCUCUGGUACAUUCCUGCAUUUCAAGUAUCUGGGCAUUUUCAAGUUUUGUUGAAAGCCCCGAAAUGGCCGAGGACCUGAUAUCAGUUUAUACACAGUUUUCUCAUUCUCUAGUAUCCUUUUCUGUUGGUUAUUUCAUCCAUGACGUUGUGCACAUGCUUUCAAACAAUAAGUCAAGGCAAUCCUUUGAACUCAUCGGCCAUCACAUAGUCGUUUGUAUAUGCUUUGGCGUUGCUAUAGUCUUUCAAAAAUAUGUUGGGUAUGCAGUAGUAGCUUUAACUGUGGAGUGGAACAGUAUUUUUCUACACAUCCGGCAGAUCAUGCACAUCCUUGCUGUUCCAAGAAGUGGCACAGUUUAUCGAAUCAACAGUUUGAUAACAUUAGUUACAUUUGUGGCAUUCCGUAUCACCACCCUAUCAUGGAUGACUCGAUGGAUUGUGAUCAACCGCGACCUGCUACCAUUCGUCAUGUAUACUAUCGGCAGUGCAGGAUUGGCGAUCAUUACCGUCAUGAACAUUGUACUCUUCUAUCGACUCCUCAAUACAGACUUUUUAUCAAGGAGAAAAGAGAUCAAGAAAAAUUGAUUACAUGUACAGCAUUUUGCAGCAGAGUAUCAACACACAUGCAUCUUUAAAAGGGAGAAUGGCUCUAAUGGUAUUUCUGAGCCAAGGACUUUGAAAUGAAUUUUUAUGACACCGCCUUGAAUUAAUGAAUUCUGUAGUUAUCCCACCCAACCAGUUCUGUAGAGAUGUAGGUUUACCCUUGUCCAUCUGUCCUUUCAUACGUGCAAUCAAAUGAGGCCAUUUAAUACUCGCAGAUGAGUGGUCAGAUUGGUAUCAUUUUACUGUGGGGUUGCCUUGUAUUAUUUCUCCUGCAGUGGGGUGAUUAAUAACUUCACAAUCAUACUAUCUUAAAUUCUAUGCUCGUUCAUCGGGAUUAGCUCUGCUUUGCGUUGCCCAUGUUUACGGGGUGUCAGACACAAAUACUGAGUGUAUACAUGCUUCCCGAAAUUGGUGGCUUGCAUUGGAACUAACUUUUUCCCCCUUGUCCAUCAUUAAAGGCAUUCAAGUGUGUUGGUCAACCAUGACUAUCUCCUUUGUCCCUCCACCAUAAGGCCUAGUUUCCCCUUAUGACAUCACUAUUUCGGACACUCAGCGCCCCAUUUCUGGAAAGGUGAUAAUCAUUAUCGAUUAACAUGAGGUUGGUACCACCCAAGAAGAAAAAAACAGAAUAUGGUGUUGUCAUACAGAUAUGGACAUAGUUUUGAAAAGGUGAUGAAUCAAAGGCUCGGCAUAUUUGCCUUCUUAACGAUUUCAGCACCUACGUUUCACUCCCCAAAUACCCCUUUUCUGAUCCCCCAGGAAAAAAAAGGUUUUUGCAAGAGCUCCCUCAAGAAGACCGGAGCUUGCUGAUUCAACAGAGACAAGUUAACUCCGGCCCCCCAGCUGUAUUUUAUUUUUCUGGUUAAAAACUGACCAAAAUUACCCCUUUUCAGCACUGCUGACCCGCUUAAAAAACUCCGAAAUGAGUCGGUUCCUUUACCAUCCGAAAGAUGGAGUUUGUUGAACCCUUCACAGAAAUCAUAACUGGCUGGAGAGGGGUAUUUUUGGCCUAAACUGUGGCGUAAAUCUGCAACCGAGGGUGCUGAAUGUGCUGCAACCUGCAAUUAUGAUCACUGCUAUUGUAUGUGCUACAGAAAGAUUUAUUUCUGGCUUUGAUAUUUAUCACAGAUAGCUUAGAUCACCAAUUCCGGCCAUGACCAUUACAUAGAGAGCAGCGAUCUAAAUCGUUUGUUUGAGGGGCAGUUUUGUAAACCUUAGACUAGCUCUUGAGAAUGACAUGAAAUUUUGGUUUUGAGCCUUUUUGGCUCACCGUAGGGGAGUCUAUACAACACCGCUGUGUCCGUCGUCGUAUCCUUUUGGCACGUUUCUUAACCGCUAAAGCUAUGAACUUUAAACUUGGUACACAUGACCCCCUAGGUCAGGUGACCUCUGACAGUGAAUGUCGGUCUGAUCUGAUUCUUUAUUUGGCCCCCUGGUGGCGAAGUGGAAACCUAAAAAGUGUGAUAUCACUCUUAUGAGUGACUCGUUUACGAGAAUUUUUUUAUGGUAGGUUCACCUAGCAAGGAUACAUCACAAAUUGUAGGGGUUUUUGAUUUGACCUAGUUUUCAAGGUCACAGAGGUCAAAUGCUGUAAGUUGGCCGUUUGAGUCUAACAAUGGCACGUUUCUCAACCGCUAAUGCUAUGAACUUAAAAUUUCGUACACAGGACUACCUAUGUCAUGUACCUCUGACACCGAAUUUCGGUCCAAUCUGAUUCUUGACUUCGCCACCAGGGGGCCAGAAGUUGAAACCUGAAAAGUUGAAUAUCUCUCUUAUGAGUGACUCGUUUUCAAUCAAAAUUUUAUGGUAAGUUCUCCUAGCAAGGAUACAUCACAUAUCAUACAGGUUUUUAAUUUGACCUAAUUUUCAAGGUCACAUUGUGUUUUGAACUGUUCCCGCGCAAAUUUACUGCGUCAGUGCGCCAUUGUAUUGCGCCUGCGGAACCGCGACAGUGGCGCAAUUCAAACCGUCUGAAUUUCUGUCAAGCAAACCCCACCGUCCGUUUUAAUCAGUUUAUCUUUCCUUUUAUUAAUGGAGUCGUAUGUCUUGGUAUAAUAUGGUAUAAUAAUGUAUUUAUUCAUAUGCAUAUCAUAAAGUUUACGAUGUAUAGUAAUGCCAUUCAGGAAUUAUCUAAUUUAAAAUCUCAGGGUUUUAGUGUGCGAUGUAAAGUAAUGCCAUUCAGGAAUUAUUUGAUUUAAAAUCUCGGGGUUUUAGUGUGCAAUCAUUCGCUCAUAUCCUCAAUGCAGUCUGGCCUUUGUGUAAAUACUCUCAACUCGGCUCUAUAAGACCAGGUUGAUAAUACCGCCCAAUGCCACAUUUAUGAUGUUUAUUCAUAAGGAUAUUCAUCUAGGUUAGGGGUGUUAGGCCUAUAAAAAUUCUCGUCAGACCUCAUUGGUUGGGAACAUGAUUUUGGGUAUGAUGCAUGCAUGCAUGAUAAACGUGUAGGCCUGCCAUCGAAUUCAUGGUAUGGCUUUCAUGAAAUCAACAUGGAUUUAACAUGAAUUCAAUUAUGCCAGGAAUGAAUGGGUCCAUUCAUCGUUAAGGGCGAUUUGAACUCCUGGGGAUGUGUGUGGUAACCAUCUGACUUGGAAAAGAGACACUGUUUAGACCGGGUGUCGCAAAAUUAAUGAUUUUGAUUGUAUUUAUCAGGUUUUAAAAAUGUAAGAAACUAAGAAAAAUAUCAACGACCUGUUAACCCAAUGAAACCCUUUAUUCUGUUCGUAAUUCAUUGUGAUACAUGAUGUUCUGUCACAAUUACUCCUGUAUCAGUUCGUCGUCCAUGUCUACAAAGUCAAGUCCAUCCUCUUCCUCGUCGUCGUCGUCACCCAUUGCUGGCCCAUUGUCAGUUUCCUGUGUUCGGAAGGAUGCUUCAAAGCUGUUAAGAAUUACUCGGGGUUCCACGGAUUCCCAGGCAUUGCUAACAAUGUUUACCACAUCCAACAGUUGUACUGGACGACACAUGCCAUCGUCAUCCGUGUGUCGUACUUUCCAUGAUUUCCAUUGUGUUUUUGCGUUGUUCUUGAAGGCUUUCAUGACUGCGACGUCAAGUGGCUGUACGAGUGAUGUGCAGCCGACCGGAAUGAAGUCAAUAAUAUCCCCCAUCUAUGUGAUGCUCAAUCCAAACUGUUCAGUUCUGUGGACCCGAUGUCGGUCAACCAGAAGCAAAAGUAGCUCGCAGCGUUGUGACCUGGACGUCCUGACAUCAACAGACCUGGCACCUUUCGGAUUGCAUGUAUAAAGAGGGCGACAGUCAAACAAUAGGAAUGUUUCAUCCAUAGUAAACAAAAAACGAAAUUCAAUAUCCAUCCCUUCAAUGGUGUCUGCAACUUCGUUCCGAAACACUUUCACUCAAGCAGCCGCAUCAGCGGGAAGGGUUGUGGUGUCCUUAUUAGACUUUGCGAUAUGAAAUGUUAUUUCUCUUCAUAAAGUAAUUGACCCAUCCAGCUUGGAACUCUCUUCGGUGAGAUCGUCCCACCAGGCUGCAAACAACUCUAACGCUUUCUCCUGAAUGUCCUGUACAGCCACUGGGAGGCGUUUCCCCCUCUGCUCCAAAAUCCAUUCAUGGACUUGAUCCUCAGCUUUUGUCAAGGUUCCGACAUUCUUCACUCUAUUCUUACGCACUUUACCAGGUUGCUGGUUACGUUCUAAUUGCUCUAAAUUCCAUUUUCAAAAUGGCCCAAACUAAUAGGUAAAAAGUGCAAUGUUUCACUUAUUAGUGACUUGUCUUCAAUAAUUUUUUAUGGUAGGUACUCCAAGCAAAGAGGCAUCACAUGACAUAAUGAUUCUGAUUUGACCUGUACACUAUUCAUAACUAUACAUUUAGCAAUGGCCCCUGGCCUUUUCAUUAGAUUCAAUAGUUUCAUGCAAUCGUUUGGUCGGUUGGGUUCUGUACACAUGAAUCCCUACGUCAUGUAACCUCAGACACCGAAUUUCGAUCCGAUCUCAUUCUCGACUUGGCCACCAGGAGCCCAAAACUAAAAAAAGGUAAAAAGUGCAAUAUCUCGCUUAUUAUGCCCCGCCCGCUCAACGAAGUUGAGAUGGGGGCAUUAUGUUCUUGGCUGGUUUCCGCGUCCGCGUCCGCACUCUAUUCCGCUCUAUAACUCAGGAACCGCUUGUCCGGUAGACUUGAAAUUUUUAUGGUGUGAAGGCCUAGGGUCUCGGAAGGUUCCCUAUUGAUUUUGGGCCUCAGCUCAAAUCCAAGAUGUCUGCCAGGCCACCAUAUUGGUUUUUAGCUCACCUCUUAGCAGAGGUGAGCUUAUCCCAUACCGUGGCGUCCGUCGUCCGUCGUCGUCGUCGUCGUCGUCGUCGUCGUCGUCGUCGUCGUCGUCGUCGUCGUCGUCGUCCGUCGUCCGUUAGCAGGGCACGUUUCGUAACUGUUAGAGCUAUUGAGUUGAAACUUGGUACACAUGUACCCUUAUGUAAUGACACCUGGGAGACCAAGUUUCGGUCCGAUUCGUUUCAUGGUUUGGCCACCAGGGGGCCAAACGUUAAAAGUGAAAAUAUGCAAUAUCUCCCUCAAUAGUAGUCGGGAAAUUUUGAAAAAAAUAUGGUAGGUACUUCUAGCAAAGGUGCAUCAUAUAUCCUCCGGGUUUUUGAUUUGACCUCCUUUUCAAGGUCACAGAGGUCAAAUGGUGUAAAUUGGCCGUUAGGAUGUAACGAUGGCACGUUUCUAAACUGCAAUGACUAUUGAUACCAAAUUUGGUACACAUUUACCCCUUAGUCAGCUGAUCUCAGGGACCGAAGUUUGGUCCAAUAUGAUUCACCACUUGACCACCAGGGGGCAAAAUCCAAAAACCUUAAAAAUGUGAUUAUUCCUUAACUUCUUGCCCGAUUGCCACCAAUUUGAUAUCAUGGGUACAUCUAACCACCAUACAGUAUAUGUCACACAGGUUUUUAAUUUGACCUUCUUGUCAAGGUCACAGAGGUCAAAUGGCGUAAAUUCGCCGUAAGGCCGUAACAAUGGCACGUUUCUUAACUGCAAUGACUAUUGAUCACAAAUUAAGUACGCAUGUACCCCUUGGUCAGGUGAUCUCAGGUACCGAAGUUUGGUGCGAUCUGAUUUGCCGUUUGGCCUCCAGGGAGGGGGCCAAAUCCUAAAUUCUUCAAAAUGCCAUUAUUCCUAGUAAUGACUUGCCCGAUUGGCACCAAUUUUAUAUCAUAGGUACAUCUAAUUCUAACAACCAUUCAAUGUGUCACCCGGGUCUUCUUUGAUUUGACCUACUUUUCAAGGUCACAGAGGUCGAAUGUACUGUAAAUUGGCCAUUUUGGGGAAAUUGUAAUUGCUUGGACCUACAUCAAACCUAACACUACAUGACACAAGACCAUGCUCUUUAUCCAUCUUUCCUCCACAUGAGGUGAGCACAAUGGCCCUGGCCAUUUCAUUUGCAUUCCGCCGCCUAACUAUAGAACUGAGUGAGUGAUAAACCUGAAACAUCUGUGGUGUGAUGCUCUAGUGUAGGGGAGGCGCCCUAUCGAUUCUGGGCCCGAACUAAAAUCCAUCAUGGCCGCUAGGCGGCCAUCUUUAUUUUUCGCAUUCUCCGCCAUAACUUGAGAACCGAGUGAGUGAUAAACCUGAAACUUCUGUGGUGUGAUGCUCUAGUGUAGGGGAGGUGCGCUAUCAAUUUUGGGCCCGACCUAAAAUCCAUCAUGACCGCCAGGCGGCCAUCUUUGUUUGUUUUAUUCCGCCCCAUAACUUGAGAACCGAGUGAGUGAUAAACCUGAAACUUCUGUGGUGUGAUGUUCUAGUGAAGGGGAGGUGCCCUAUUGAUUUUGGGCCCGACCCAAAAUCCAUAUAUCCAAAUCCAAAUACGAUGCCCAUCAUCAGUCCUUUCAUGACUGGUUGAUGAAAACUUGUCACACUACAUACCGUAUUUAUGCGCAUUUUAGUACAUGUGCUUAUAAACAAAAAUCGCUUGUUUUAGGGUAUAUUUUCAGCCUUCACUUUGCCCGAUUAUAAACGCAUGUGCUAAUACUUUUCGGAGAUGUCAUCGUCACUGCAUCGAAGGGAGGCUGCAUGACUUCUAAUAACAUGCUGGAAGAAUACGUGAACAAACUGUCACAGUCCCGUGCUGCAUGCUUCCAUGUUUAACCCCGCUAGUACUCUAGCAUGUUAACUCUGAAUACUGCGCACUGCCACAUGAAAGACGAAGAGAAAGACACUUUUAAGCAGCAAAACACACAACUGCUGUUCAUUCCAGGUGGAAUGACCCCUCUCCUGCCACCAAUCAACACGCACAUCAAGAACAUUUUUGUUCAAUUAUUAGCGCACUGCGCUUAAACUGCGCUUACAAUUGAAUUUAACUGCACCCUCAAUUACCGCGUGCAGUGCGCUAAAUUGCGCAUAAAUACAGUAAGCAGAUUACUACCAGUAUAAGCACUUAAAAUUCAUUUCCUUUAACCUACCCAACAUUAAAAAUAUGCCCACUCAGCGGGGGCAUACAUUGCGAUUCACACGAAUCGCGUUAUGUCUAGUUAGUGACUUGUUUUCAAUGAUAUUUUUAUGGUAAGUACACCAAGCAACGAUACAUCACAUGUCAUACCAACUUUGGUUUGACCUAUAUACUAUACAUGAAGCAUGUUUCUUAACCAGGAUGGAUUCCUAACCACCAAAUAUCUAUACGGUUAGCACAAUGGCCCUUGGCUGUUUCAUCUAAAGAAAACUUGAUAAUUAAAAUCAGAAUAGUUCUACAUGUUUUGCUAGUUUAUAAAUGCUUACUUACUUUUAAAUUUCUAUUGAUAUGAUAUGUUUCUUGAAAAGAACUCCUGACCACUAAUCAAAAAAUAGAGAAGAUGGGAAUUUGUUAGUGAAAAUUAAGUUCGAAACUCCUGCUUAACUAUUCACUAACCACAAGAUAAAUGGGUUAAAACUGUAUUUAUUGGGUCAAUGAUGCAAUGACAUAUCAAUUUUUACAGUGAAUAGUAUGUCUUAACACCACGAAACAGUGGAAUACAACUGAUUCUCAGUCAUGGUGUACACAAUAGCCGCACGUACACCACCUGAAAAUGGACAACCAAUCUUGGUUCGCGAACCAAUGCCGCACCAUCGAAAAUCCACCAACGCGUACCCUAGCGCUGCAGCUUUAUAAAAUCCGGCAACAGAUGGCACGCAAACAAUAAGCAGAAAGCGCCAUUUCGAAAGCGCUGCCUGGAGCCGAACCAUCUAACUAGCUAAUUGCCGAUCCAUUUGCGCGUACACCACGGCAAAGCCGAGCUCUUAACAAGCCGGGCGAAUUUGGACCAUCAAGCGUGGUGGGACAAAUUCGCCCGGCGAUUUGUAUCGGCAAUGGAUUGCCGAACCAAUUUGUCGCGGCAAUGUGGUGGUGUACAUGCAAUUGGUCCACCAAUAUUUCGUGGUGUAAGCGCAGCUAUAAUGUUAUCUGCUUAUCAUGCUUUUGGAAAGUGUAGUGUUGACAUACAGUAUGUAUCAGGUUAUUCACAACAGAACAGCCUGUCUUUGGAGGUGUAGAUCUGAGAAAUACACGCACAGAAAAUAUCUAAAAUGUAAUGUAAAUAUCUUGUGUAAAUUUCAGCAUUAUGGCUGCAGUAUGCUUAAGAUAACCAUGAAAUUUGUAAGACUCAUCAAAAAAGGUCUGAAUUAAAGUACAGUCUAGCUCAUAUUAAUAUCAACACCUACAACUUAUGAUAUCUUCUUAACUAGUCAACUGUUUUCAAUGCGGUUUGCACAAGGUUGUCACAAAUGUUGUUGUCUGUAUGAUCAUGAUGAUGGCAUUAUUGUUGUGGGAGCAGUGAAAGAACAAUUAUCUUAUCUUCUGUCUAUCGAGUUUAUUGCCUCUCAUCCAUCCAUAUCGACGUUAGUCGUUACAUACAGUCCAACAGAUCACACAGAUCACACAGAUCACGUAAAACUGAAAGAUACAAACCAUGACGAACAUGUAAAAUAACUUCAAAAGGUAGAAGGAACCAGUGCACUGCCAAAGGAUACAUCUCAGAUACAUGAUAUUAUAUUGUUUAAACAGGUAUUGAAUCAACAUUACCAAACACAGAGGAAAUGAGCUCAAGACCAGAGCUUCUUCUACACCGAGCCUCCGUCAUCCAGCGCCAUCUAUUGUUAAUACGAACCAAAUGGAUUGUCGAACACGUUGUCAUUGACGCUGCUCUAUUCAACUCGAUUAGGGCCAACUUGCAGCCACAAAAUCGUCUAAGCUUGGUUUCAGUGUUGUCUGUACAUAUUAUUCCAUAUUUACAUCUGUGACCAGCGUUGGUUAACACACAAAGAGACCUAAACAUGCCUUCGCAAACGGCAGGGAUGAAAUCCCUUCUUCACACAGAAAAAGUUUCUAUUUGGGCGGAAGUACAGUGAUGCCAUCACUACACAAGGAAGGAAACCACCUACCGGAAAAAGCAAUGGUGUUGUAGUACAGCAAAAAAUAAGAUAGCCUUGGGUGUUUUUAUGUUGAUAUCUUACACUGCUUCUGAAAUAACAUACUUUUUCUGGUUGAAUAUCAACCCUGGGCAAUUCCUGUUUGUGGUGACUUCUGACACUGUCCCACUACACUGUAAGCUCGGACCACGGCUACCCUCCCAAGGAACUGGUCACACACACAAUUAUUUCCACAGAAUUAUACACUACCAGCAAGAUUUAACAAACAAUAUUAUUUUUGAUUCUUGCUAAUAACAUCUAUUCAAUAGCCAUGGGAGUGAAUGGGAUAAUUAUGUCCCUCCUUUAUUGAAUGAGGUUUGAAUAAUUGUUGUGCAAAAAUUCGAAUACUAAAAGGAAUAACCUAUUAAAAUGUGUCUUUGCUUGUUAACACAGGACCCUACAUGUAUAACCUGACACACUGCAUGUCGUGGUGGUGGAAGUUUUGGGGCAGAUUUCAAAGUUCAAUAGAAAUAGCAUCUAUUGCAUGUUGAUAUUUUUGCAGAAAAAAUAAUGAUAGCUCAAAGCAAAGAUAAGAUAUUAACAUGGAAAUAGCCAAGAAAGCCUUAACAACACUAGUGAUUUUUGGUGGAAUUUGUUGAUAUUAAUAUGAGCUAGACUGUACAUAGAGCACACUUGAUCACCCCACCUGAGGUACUGUGACUCUUUUUGGCUCCCCAGUAGGGUGAGUCUAUAUCAUACUGCAGUGUCCUUUGCCGUAUAUGGACAAUUUAUAAAACAGUGGCCUGGAACUUAACACGAAAGCUAAAGCUGUGAAAAUUAGUUAUUGCUAUAACAUGUUUUUGUGCAUCUGUCCAACUUCUCUCUGUGUCAUUUCAUGGGCGCAUAUAAGCAAGUCAAUCCCCCAUUUUCCGCCAAUAUAAAGAGAAGUACGACGGGCUGUCUUCCCUUUUCAUUGUCAUUGUGAGUCAUUCAAAAACACCCUAGUUACAAUGUUUAAUUUUUAAAAAUGGAUAAUGUAUUGCCCUCAAUUUGACCGCAGAGGUUUUUGUGAGACCGUAAACCUCUUGUUGAUAUAAAAUGUAUCAAAAGCAGAUUCACGAUGGACUAUGCCUGAAAUGUAUCGAGUUUAAGGUGUUUUACCUCACUGUCUGUAUUGGUUGUCUUACCAAACAAAGGUCGAAUGGGGCUGUCAUUUCGGCCAAAACCUAGGCUGGCUUAUAUUUUAUCCUCACCCUGGCAGUGUUUGGUUAGUCAAUGGUUGGUAAGGUCUUACAUGAUUUUAUGGAAAACAUCAAAUAUUAAGGCGUCUUUUCUAUCAGUCAUUGGAUUUGACCUACUGUCUAAAUGGAAAAGACACAAAGAUCAAAUAACAGCAAAAAAUCCUGAUUUUAUUUUCCAGUGGUAACAAAUGAGUGAAUUUGUGUAUGGUCCAUUCUGUCAUCAUCUCUUUUGCUCAUUACUGAUCUGAUUUGCCAUGUUUUCUGAUAGAUUUUGGGUAAUAGACAACCUUAUCUCAGGGUGUUCCAUCAAACUAUUUGAAGGAAUUGCUGUUUAACAACCACCCUUGACUUAGGCCUACUGGCUACUGCUCUAGAGCACUGGCGUUUCUGAUAAUGGGCAAUAAGUUGUUUUGAGCAUGUAUAUCAGUCAGGUUUCCAGUAAAUUUUAUUGGUUUAAAACUCUUACUGAAGGUUUCUUUUUAGGUUUGUCAAUAUUCUGUACCUGUACAUUAACUCUUUGAGAUAUCGUCAUUUUUUUCUGUCACAAUACCAAGAACGUGCGAUUUUUCUUGAAAAACACUAUUUUCAACAAAAAUAAAAAAAUAAAACCAACCAUCAUAGCUACUUGCAUUGUAUAUCUCCUGAAAGGUCUUUCUGAGUUCUAUUCUUUGCUUUGUAGCAUUCCAAUUAAGGUAAACCAUUUGAUUUACAGUAUUUUUUAAAAGAAAUAUAGUUUUCACCCCUCACCGAAUUCUGAAAUAAUGGCAGAACUAGGCAUUCCACUAUGAUUCUCCUAGAAAGCCACAAAAAGUCAUAAAAACAACACAGAAAAUGUUCCUAGAACUCUCAGCUGACCUAACAUUUUGGCGGAAAAACGUCUGCUAGCUAUCACCACCAUAUACACCCAACCAUCACCCGCCCAUAGUAAGAAAAAAUAUUGGAAAGCUGUUAGUAAUCUAGAAUGACUGUAGAUGUCUCUCGGGUUGAUUCCAGACGGUGCUGAGCACAGCUAAACCGUGUGUAGAAAGUAAUGUAUGCAAACGGCAUAGGUCGUUCAACGUUACUGGUGCCUGAUUUCCCCAAACGACUUAUGCCGUUCAAAAGUCUCAAAGAGUUAACGUACACGCUUAUGUCUGAACUUGAAGGACAUGUUAUUGUUUGAUCAACAAUGGGGAGAGUGUCCAAAUUUGAAAUGAGAUGAGUGGUGCUCUACCUGUGAUAGCUUUUCAUAUUUCUUGAAAAACUUUUUUUAUUAUUUAAAUUAUUGCUUUUUGUACUGGCACUUACUGUGUUGUAGAAGAUAUAGUUGUUUAACUUGUUGCAUCCAAAGAUCCAUCAAAUGGUUAAUCUGAAAACCGGUGAUGUCAUUGUGUACUAUAUUCUUAUCUUUUUUUGGCAGUUAGAUCUGUAGAACAUUGGAGCAAUAAUAAUUGUAGAAGCUGGAUUUGAAUAUUAUAGUUUGGAAAAUUAAACAGAUACCAGUAGUUUAAUAGUGAUGACAUAACAUUAUGGAUGGGGAAAGAAUAAAAUUAUUAUAGAAAAAACAAAUUGCCUAAAUGGGAUGGAUCUUGGAUUAAGGGUCUACUGAACCAUCAAUGUCCCCCGAUUUUCUGCGCUGUGUGACACCAUUAUUACAGCCAACUGAAAUUUGCAAAUGAUAAAUACUGAUGGCUAUUGCUGGCUCAUGGAUCUUUAAUAAUUAUGAUAUGUAUCUAUACAUUUAUAGAUGAAUAGUAUAACUGUGGUUAUUUGGUUGGUGGAAGUCAUUUUACAAAACGUUUCCACAUUAAUCAAAAAUUUUAUUCCAGUACUAGAGGCCUGCCUGUUGGCCUGGGAGCUUCGCUUGGGGGGUGGCGGAGAGAUAUGCUUGAUGAGGAUGUUAUACAUACUUUAACUAAUCAAAGCCGUCAAAAUGCAGACAAAUAUCACUAAAUAAAGAUAUGACAAAACACUGGUUACGUUCCUAAACUAAUAAUAAUCAAAGUACAGUGGAACCCCGGUAACACGACCACUCAUGGGACCGUGGUCAGAGUGGUCGUGUUACCGGGGUGGUCGUGUUAGCGAGGUUGGGAAUCCCCAGACGAAAUACAUGAUUAUUUUUCCCGCCAAAAUUGCCGACUGCAUGGCGUGUGUACGCUGUACUACCAUAGCAACGCUGCCUGAUUGAGAUGAUGCACGCUCCAAAGUUUUGUUAUCAUGCCUCGCAAGAACAGUUCGUCGAUAAAAUUACAUGUUACAUUCUCAGAAUGAGUUAGAAAAGGUAAUUUUGUAACUCAUUUUAUCCACAAAGUUUCAUUAUCUGCCCGACGUGACGCAUUUGCGGGCAAUUUGGUGAAUCAUCCUCCAUGUACCCGACUGUUUGUGACGAUUGAAGUAAACUAGUCGUAUGAUUCCACGUGAAUGAUGAGUUGAGUAAUGCUACAGUUUUAAUCAAAUCUAUUUUCAGUCAAAAUAUUUAAAGAAAUAUAAAAUGAUACUGUAGUAAAUCAACAAAGUUCUCCAUAUCAUAAAACAUUCAAACGUCUCGCAAGCUUGUUAUUGUCAUAAGUGUGGUCUUCAAACUACCCGCCGUUUAUUAUAAGUUCAUAUGCAAAUCACGCAAAUCACAUGAUUUUGCUGCUGCUGAGUGCGCAUGUCUGGUACUGAACUGGCUCAGUAAUGAAAACAAACCAUGAAAACGUUAGAAAAGGAAAGUUUAUUUAUUCAUUUACACUUAUACAAUUGAUCAUACCUGCAAAAUCACAUUGUAUUUUUUGUUUUCAUAUGUAUUUCCAUGGCCAUUGUCCCCGUCUCAACAAAGCUUGGCAGCGAGGUGCUAAUUACUAUGCCGCGGUCGCGACCGAUUACGGCAAUUAGGCCUGGUGGUCGGGUUAGCGGGGUUGAUUUUCAGUUUGGUACCGGCCAAGCCAGUGGUCGCGGUCGGGGUACCGGGGUGGUCGUCUUAGCGGGGGUCUCUUAAUGGUAAUUAGAGAGGGAACCAUUCGGGACCGGAGAAUCGUGGUCGCGUUAGCAGGGUGGUCGCGUUACCGGGGUGGUCGCCAACCGGGGUUCCACUGUACCUGGCUUUGAAUAAGAUAUUACGUCGAUAAAGUAGUGAAUUAAGAUGAAGUUUACCCCAAAAUAUUUCCAGGAAUUGAACGAUACACCAUUUUGACAGGAGAUCACAUGACCAAUCCUCGUCAUCAUGCCUUAGUUCGGGAAUUUCCGGAGGCGGCAUUGGAUUGUUGACGUUAAAAUUUUCCUAACCACAUCAAAAUUACAGAUAGUAUCAUGGCUAAAAAGCAUCCUACAAUUAGUGCAGAAUAUUUACAAUCCCCCUAGAUAAAAUUACAUGGACAACUCAAUUAUUUGGGAACUAUGCUUGCAUUAGUAGACGGUAUGUGAUAAGCUACGCUGGCUAUUAAAAUUUGCAAGCGAAGCUAAAAAAGGUUAAUAAUAGCAAUUGAAUAAAUAGGAAUUUGCUGAUCAAUUGUGUGAAUGUUCACAUUCUAUUUCACAUGUAGCUGUGACCCAGAUAAUUACCAGAUAUUCUAGCUAGGACUGAAUAUUGUAAACUACCACAUUUUCAUGCCGUUGGAUUUUGCGAUUCAUGCCUCAUAACCUAGUGGUUAACACUGCUGGCUACCACGCAAUAGGGCCCGGGUUCGAUCCCGGGGAGAACCCAGGAUUGUAUUUCUGGAUGAACCAGCGUGGCUUUCAAGGAACUAAAAUUCCUGGCUCUUCACAACACGUACAUUAACGUAUGAAAUAGUCGAGGGUCUGUCGGAUGAGACUAAAAGCCGUGGUCCCUUGUACCUGAGUGUCUAUGCCAGGGCAAGUAAACGAUCCCACAUAGGUGGACAAUAGCCUAUAGUGGACUCCAUACCUCCGGCAAAAAUCCAAUAGGGUUACGACGCCGGUAAUGAUGAUUAAUGCAAAACUUCUAAAAAACUCUUUUUCACUGUUUUUAUUUUGGUCGAUUACAAAACUUCUUUUGGUUUUCCAAUGAACAAAUUUUUGGGGCAAAAAACCAGACGAAGUGAGGCCAUGAAACCCCAAUAAAUGUCCAUGCCUCAAGACACGUGAUAUGCUGCACAAAAGACAUUUCAUUACACUAGAGUAACUAAAUGGUUGGUGUAUCUAAUCAAGUGGCACGUUUUGUCAUUAUUUGUCCAAGAGUCUUUUUACUUUUGUAUAUAUGCGUGAUAUAGGCAUAUCAAUAUGUUAACCAAAGUGAAGUUGAAAGAAACCUACCAGGUACUUUCCAUCUUUUGUACAUUGUACCCAUAUAUUUCAGCUGAGCACCAGGCCCUUGAGCCUCUUGUUUAACAAGUCAGGUGAGUUAGCAUUAGCGUUACCUUGGCAAUGGCUAAUGAUCAGGUUGCCAAUUGAUAGCUAAUGAACUAUCUGCAGGAAGCACGUUCAUUCAUUAUUUAAUAUAGAAUACCUAAUGACUUCUUGUCCAAGUCUCCAGAUAAAAAAGCAUCACCCGUCUCCUUGGAAACCAUAUCAUUUGACACCGAACCCUAGUGAUUCUCUGUGACAUCACUGUAUUAAGAUGAACCAGCAAGUUUUGUGACAGCAGAGCAAUAGAGCUAAAUCUGAGCCUAAUAAAUAUACAUUGACCUUUAUAAUGUGUAUACUCUUGUGUGGGCAUUGUCUGAGCUGAACUCCCGGCCAUGAUGUUGGCAAAGACUGCAUUGAAAGUGAUUUCCCAAGUGCUUCAUAAGCAACAUAACCUUUGGUAGUGCAUUUGAAAACUGUAAACCAACUGAAUGGUUACUAGACAGGCCGAUACAGCCACCCACCUUCGUUUUUGGUUUUGAAGCAAGACAAAAGAAAUCAAUUAGGUUAUUUUCAAUUCAUUGUUUUUCCAUAACUAAUGUUUUGGGCAGUGGUGUCAUCCAUGCAAGUUUUAGAAAAAUCGCCCUGGUAGUUUUUGCUACAAUCACAAUCCAAGGGAUGGAUCCUUAAGCACUUAAGAUUGGGCUUGAUCAGGAGAUUUUCUUUGACUUUGUUGGCCGCAGCUAACCAGGCUUAGGGGGGUAAACAAAACCAAGACCUAAGACAUAAGACCUAAGACCUAAGAUCCCCGAAGUACAAAACUAAGACCCAGGUACAAAACUAAGAUCCCGAGGUACAAAACUAAGACCCGGGGAGGCCAAUUCCAAACUAAAAUUUUGAAGAAAAAUAUCAGAGUCCUAGUUUUGAACAUCAGGGGAUCUUAGUUUUGUACGUACAAAACUAAGAUCCCCCGAGGGACAAAACUAAGACCCAAUUCCAAACUAAAAUUUUGAAGAAAAAUAUCAGAGUCUUAGUUUUGUACGUCAGGGGAUCUUAGUUUUGUACGUACAAAACUAAGAUCCCCCGAGGUACAAAACUAAGACCCAAUUCCAAACUAAAAUUUUGAAGAAAAAUAUCAGAGUCUUAGUUUUUGUACAUCAGGGGAUCUUAGUUUUUGUACGUACAAAACUAAGACCCCUCGAGGUACAAAACUAAGACCCAUGAUUUCUUUCCAAAUUCUGCCCCUCUUUCGAAUUCAUUUUGAUGCAGUAAUAUCACCUUUGAGAUGCAUGCAGUUGCUCCAUCUCAAUAAUAUCUCCAUAUGCACUAUGCAGGCACGACCGGUCAUCACUCUAGCAUAUACUCUAGCAUAUACGGCCUCCAUCCAGCUCCACAAAAAGUGGCGAAACCGGUUCAAUACUCCUUUGAGUCAUUCGGAGGAGCGCCGCCAUCGGAAGAGUUGGAACGAGUAAAAUAUGAACGUUUUCUUAUCCAUCAAUUACAUACUAACCGAGUCAAACAACGUUAUUGCAAUAUAGGCAGAGAAGGAAGGAAUAUGAUUAUCAGUUUGAUGAAGACUUUGCAAAGUUUCUUCUUGGGACUCUUGAAGGUCUGCCUCUACCAAAUAUCCCGAUGGAAGUUUCUCAUCAUGAGUCUUAGUUUUGUACCUCGAGGGGUCUUAGUUUUGUAUGUACAAAACUAAGAUCCCCUGAUGUACGAAACUAAGACUCUGAUAUUUUUCUUCAAAAUUUUAGUUUGGAAUUGGCCUCCCCGGGUCUUAGUUUUGUACCUCGGGGGAUCUUAGUUUUGUACCUGGGUCUUAGUUUUGUACUUCGGGGAUCUUAGGUCUUAGGUCUUAUGUCUUAGGUCUUGGUUUUGUAUACACCCCAGGCUGGGCAGUCUUUGCUGUAUGCUGGGUGGCUUCCAUCACAGUUGGCGCAUUUGGGCUGUUGGGUGUUGCAUUCUGUGGUCUUGUGUUUACCUGAGCAGUCAGCACACUUUGAUGGGUUAGUGCAGUCAGAGGCAAUGUGGUGUAAUACUUGACAGUUGUAGCAUCGUAAUGCUUUGGCUUUGGGACACUGGAGCUCUGUUGGGAAGGUAAGAUGACCUAUCUUGAGCUUGUGGGUUAGGAUGUUGGUGGCUGUGGUGUCGUCGCUGUGUUUGUGCUCCUUGAUAUGAUCCUGGUAGCCUGGCUAACAUCUGGGUAUUUUUCACGUUGACUUCUUUUGUACGGUGUUGAUCCCGGACUGGCGUUCUAGGGUGGUUGAUGCUAGAACCGGGGAUGAUGUUUUCUCCCCAGUGUUUGAGCGCUCUAUUGUAGUCUGCAAUGUCAUUUGGGAACAAUUGGAAAAGAUUGUGUUUCAGCCUGAUGAUAUGGUUAAAGUUGACCUUGUCGAUGUUCUUCAGGGCUUUGUCAAACACUAAUAUCGACACAGGGUUCUUUGUUUCCACGAAGAGUGGGGCUGGUCUAUGGCUGGUAGUAUUGACGGGUGAGGUGGAUCUGGAAGAUGAAGGGCUUUGCUGACCUUUGCCUUUUUUACCAAGUGGUAGAUUGUGUAGGAAGGAAUCAUUGAGCUCUUCUUCUAUACUGGCUUGGUGGGGGCGUCCUCUCUUCAGACUGGCAGUGUUGGUGAUUUCCAUCUGGGCAGGAACUGCCUUCGCCUCAGUAGGGAGAGUGGGCAUUGAUGGGUAAUUUUAUGCAGUGAAGCACGUGUUGUUUGUGCACAUCUACAAUGCAUUGCAGACAGUGUGUGUAGUGCGGCAGUGCGAAGCCCGAAAGAAAUGGGCUGGAAAAAUGGUAGGAAGGUGUCAAAAUUGGUGAAACUGCGUUUUAGAUAGGUCUACUAAUUUUGAUUUAACCUUUGAUGUGGGUUUGAGACGUAAAAGUGUGAGGUAAUUCGGUAGUUGGCGUAUUUUCUAGCUGUGAAAAAUCGGAAAUGUCAACUCGAACUUAGGUGACCCCUAGGGAGAACCCCGUAACGCCCUUAUAUAGAGCAUGAAAAUAAGUGAAUAAAUGUGACACAGUGAGUCAAUCAAAACGCCACUAUGUGAAAGUUCACAUGUUUUUAAUAGAGAGGCAGCGCCUCUACUCUAAGUGUUCAGAACUAAAAGGGAACGAUGAGGCUGUAUUGACCCAGUUAAAAGUAAUAAUUCUCAUCCCCAACAAAAUAGGCCUGCUUGUGGUGUUUUUUAGUAAUUUCGGUGCGAUUUCUGAAUUUCUUUAUUUUGGACUCUGAAUUGGUGAAAUGUACUACGCAGUUUAUAUGUUCAGUUGGCUACAGUGUAAUGUAUGUCAAGUAUGGAUUAGUCUAUACUUGGUUAUAGUUAAGUGUUGUUAGAGAGAAAAAUGUUACAGCACAAUCAUUGCUAGACCUUUUCGGAAAAUAAUUAUUUUUGGCAAUAUUUGACUCAUUUGGAAGGUGAUAGGUUGGCAUGUAGAGAUUGUACAGCGGCAUUACAUAUUAUGUGUUGCAAUUUUACUAGGAAUGUUUGAUGCAACCAUCAAGAGGAAAUCAUAAGUUAGAGUUCGCUUCCGUGUCCCUGCACACACUGAUUUCUUUAGGAUGAAUGCAACAAGCCCCAUUGAGUAUCCCAGGGAUAUUUCGCUACAAUACUGACUCCAUAAUUAUUCAUUCAUUUAUUUUUAGAAUGACUUACAAAGAAACAAAGAAGUGUAUUUUCUAAACUAAUCAUUAACAUUAAUCAUUAAUAUAAAGGAUAUAAAUGUGUUGUCACUGAGUGUUGAACCUGGGGGGUGAAAGCCCAUACGUUACAGUAAUUAGGAUAUAUAUGUUCUUGACUUCAUUUAUUUUUAGAAUGACUUACAAAGAAACAAAGAAGUGUAUUUUCUAAACUAAUCAUUAACAUUAAUCAUUAAUAUAAAGGAUAUAAAUGUGUUGUCACUGAGUGUUGAACCUGGGGGGUGAAAGCCCAUACGUUACAGUAAUUAGGAUAUAUAUGUUCUUGGCAAGUGGGCGAUUUCACCCUUUAAAAGGCCAAAGAAGCCCAUCCUCUAAUGCUCCUUUGUAGUAUACUUUGAACAGUUCAAAGGAUAUUCCGUCCGCCAACACCGACUUCCGUUACACCAUAUGGUCAGAUGUGCAUGAAAAUACCAGAAUUGAUCAAUGGUCAGAUGUGCAUGAAAAUACCAGAAUUGAUCAAUCAGUGAGCAAUCAAAUAGACCUCAAUCAAUUUAUAUGCAACCUACAAACAAUGUACAUACACUAGUACUGUGUGUAUUAUCUGUCUGUAUUGGUAUUUUCAUGCGUCUCUGGUCUACUCCAGAGUUUUGGAAUCUGAAAAACAAUGGUGGCCUGUGUUGGUAGUCAUGGAAUAACCGCAUCAAUAAAUCUAGUUUCUAGGCCGCGCAGACCUGUAGGCCUACUCUAUUAAAAGAACUCCACUGACUGAAGGACUCAAUUUUAAUGGUUGAGCAAACAUGACAGUAUUAAAUGAAAAUACUCGAAAUAAAAUUGUCUUUCAUGGUUUCGAGGCAACUUUUAAUCACUUGACUAUUAUAUGUAUUC